CUUCUUCUUUCUUCAUUCUUCUGCUCAUUCCUCAUCGCAUUCUCAUUCUGCAUCUGCAUCUCGCUCUUUCUUUUUCUUUUGCGAAGAAACAGGGCGUGUUUGUGCCUUAGCGUUCAUAAUUUAAUUUCGUCUUCCAGCCAUUGAAGCACUGACCUCCACAAAAUGGAUCCCCUCGAAUACUAUGCUCUCCUCAAGCUGGUUGAUGCUCCCGGUAUAGUGCCUGGCAAAGGUCCAGCCUGCCAGUAUGUUCAAACACCGUUGGUUUCCGCGCCCAAUGCCUCCACCCCGACAUGGGGAUGUCCUGCAGGGCACUUCUGUAUUUCGCCAAAACACUCAGCUCCCUGCACGCCAGGAUUCUAUUGUCCUUCAAAUACAGCUCAGCCUAUGUAUUGUUGCCCGGGCUAUUAUUGUUCGAACGACACGACGACCAUGACCUUGUGCCCCCAGAACCAGUACUGUCCCGCAGGAUCCGUCGGAGGAGGUACAUCGUGUCUAUGGCUGGCGUCUUGCCCUGCAGGUAGCAGCUCUGCUUCUAAGUUCGGUCUAAUUCUCUUUGUCCUGGUCCUCGUUGUCGGCAUAUGCAUCGUCUUUUAUAUCCAUAAACGUAUCUUACGCGUCAGGACAUACCAUCUCGAGAAACGACUGCGAUGGAUCCAUAACCAUAAUACCGGUCAUGACAACCUGCUGCUCGCGGACGAGGCUGAUCUGGAGGACGACCGGGACGACGAAAGCGAGGAAAGCGGAAGCCAGGAACAGGUGAUUCAGAUCGAUGGGGAGAACGGCAAAACUGGGUCUGUGUCGCUGGAUUCGGACAAGACAGCGGCUGAAGCAGCACCCCCAGCGAGACCAAAACUUAGAAGAAAAAUCACCAGGGUUACGCAGACGUUUGACAUCGAGUUCGAGCACUUGGGUCUGACGUUGUCCAAUGGAACCACUAUUCUGGAGAAUAUAUCUGGACAUCUAAGGAAUGGAAGAACCUGCGCCAUCAUGGGUCCAUCUGGUUCCGGAAAAACCACGCUCAUUUCUAUGUUGACUUCCAAGAUCCCUAAGGACGAGGGUCGUAUUCUGAUCAAUGGACAGGAGGAAGAGCUGAGUCAUUACCGUAAACUAAUUGGAUAUGUGCCCCAGGACGACAUCAUGUUGCGCGAACUGACCGUCCACGAUGUCUUGCUGCACUCUGCCUACAUGCGAUUGCCUGCCAAACUGACCCGGUCUCAGAUGACGGAAAAGGUGCUCGAGAUCGUCGACUUCUUGGGCUUGAACUCAGUCAUGGAUUCGGCUGUCGGAGACGCGGAGAAGAGAGGCAUUUCGGGAGGUCAAAGAAAGAGGGUCAAUAUUGGAAUGGAACUGGUUACAGAUCCAAGUAUCUUGUUUUUGGACGAACCUACCUCGGGCCUGGACUCGAGUACCAGUGGAGAUGUCUGCAGGCUACUCAAGUCGAUUGCGCGGAAGAAGGGAUUGACGGUCGCUGCUGUUAUUCACUCGCCUUCACCUGUGGCGUUCGACCAGUUUGAUGAUCUAUUGCUUCUGGGGCACGGUGGCCGCGUGGUAUAUCACGGACCUCGAACAGAGGCAUCGGCGUAUUUCGCAGCUAUCGGAUUCCCGGUCCCCAAAGACUCGAGUCCAUCGGAUUUCUACAUGGAUGUAAUUUCGAAUAAUGUCAAGUCCAAGUUCACAAAAAAGUUUAAGCCCUUCUGGUUGUACCGGUACUGGGAGUCCUACUGCAAGCGCGCCCAGUGUUUCUACGCGGAUCCCAACACAGGAGUCGAGUACAGGCACCCUCCAUCGCAUGGCUCGGGUACAUCUUCGCCUCACUUUAAUCCCCGUGCCUCUGCAUACUCGAGCCUGAACCAGUCCGCGAUGUCGAUCCAGCAACAGGGACAUGGAAAUUCGGAAUCCUUGGCGAUGACUAAUUUAAACGAGUCUUCCUUGUUGGGGCUUCCUUCUGCAGCACAGAGCCCUGGCGUGGCUUCCAAUUCCUCGAACUCACUUCACCCUUCAUCCGCAUCGCAAGGUCAGGAUAAACGCCAUAGUCGCCAUAAGAGUGUGACAAUGCUUCUCAGCUCCACCCACGGAUCGGCACCCUCGACACCUCGCGCCUCGAUAGCAUUAUCGGAUUUCCAUUCCAUGUAUGAUAGUCCACCCCUGCCUGAUAAGCUGGGAUGGGCCGAGGCCCUCAAGAAGACGUUCCGGGUCUUUAUCAUCGACAGCCGUAUGUGGUGGCACGGAGUCUUCGCAGAGACUAAGGAGACGAUCCUGGGAUUGUUCCUCAAACGUCGAGACCCGAUCCGUAAUACUGCCUCGCCGUUCAAGAUGUUCUGGCUCUGUCUGUCUCGAGCGCGUCUACAGAUUUAUAGGAACCAGCGACAGUUCCUGUACGAUCAGUUGUUGCAUCUGGGCUGCGGCAUGUUUAUUUCGAUCGCGGCCUCGAAAUUCGAUUACCUUGGACGGCAACCGGACUUGGUCUGUGCAAUGACGCCGUACCAGCUCAAGUACGCCUGCACGAGCCCGACGGACCAUUUGACAGAGGUCGGAGUGUUCAUUGCGCUUGGAGUGUGCUUUGCAGGGAUCUCGGUUGGAUCUAUGACGUUCGGUGGCGAGAAGCUGGUAUACUGGCGCGAGAAAUCGUCGGGUCUGCUCACGCUCCCCUAUUACAUGGCGAAGGUUAUUGCGGACAUUCCGAGGAUUAUUCUUGCGGGGAUCAUGUUCUCGAUCUCACUGAUCGUGUUCUUCAAUGAGCGAUCGAACUACUUUUAUCUGCUGUUCGUAAUCAUCAUGUUGUACGCCGUCGCGUUUGCGAUGGGAUACUUGCUCUCGGCACUGAUUCCGGCGUCGAGGGUGGCCUUGGUCGGGACAGGGUUCACACUGGCUUGGGCGAUCGUGUUCUCGGGCGAUGCACCAGACCUAGCGGAUGUAAUGAAGGAUGAUGCCUCGGGCGGGUAUAAGGCGACGUCGUGGAUUUGGGUGAUUUCGGCGCCGAGAUACGCGAUCGAGGCGAUUUAUUUGAGAGAAGUGCAGGCACGCCCGUGGGCGGAGAUCAGGGAUGCACCGUUGGCGCACACGUAUGAGCUGGGGCAAUUUGCGUGGUGCUUCCAGGCGAUGGCGUGGAUUCUUUUGGGGUGGCAUGUGCUCGCGUUUAUUAGCUUUAAGAUGAAGGAUCGGUCCAAGCAGCGUUAGAAGUUGGAGGAGAAGUUUAGCAUCAGAUAUACAUUUAAUACCAUCAAGGAGGCACGAUAGUGGCAGCUAAUAAUAAUAAUAAUGCAGCAAAUGCAGGCUGUCUUUUGAGGAUUGUCAUG
Molecule: messenger RNA, 3296 nt
Organism: Gamsiella multidivaricata
Lineage: Eukaryota; Fungi; Mortierellomycota; Mortierellomycetes; Mortierellales; Mortierellaceae
Exons: 6
Coding region: 163-3177 (1004 amino acids)
Cellular component (GO): membrane
Molecular function (GO): ATP binding; ATP hydrolysis activity; ABC-type transporter activity
Source: RefSeq, a predicted model, not a curated record